AUCCCUAAUUUCUCGAUUUGGGGGAAUCGAAACGCCGGAGACAUUUGGUAUUAUUCAUAAUAACAUCGCACUCCUCUCGUCCCUCAUCCUCAUCGCCUUAGCUCAGCUCUUUUCUCCGGAUCUGCAUCUCCGUCAACCACGCCGAUCAAGAUCAACCAGGAUAACUUUGUUUUUUUGAGAAGAUGUCUACUGUGUCCAAGACCAGAUCAAGAGACAAGAACGUCGUGAGUGAUUCACACAAGGCACCAAGUAAAGCCUCGGGAUCCAUAGGUGCAACUACUGGUGGUGCCUACAAUCUUCUUUUGGAGACCGUUGAGUCAACCGGUUCCGCAUCGCUUCACAACAAUGGCCGUUUCAGAAACAUUGAUGACUCGGAUUCAACCGGAGCCGACUGUGAUUCCGUCUCUAACAACGGUAGUUGGUCAGGCGAUUCGGAAGAUCACAAAGAGAAAGCAGCACCUUCCACAGCUACCGCGAAGCAAGAAACCAUCCCCGGAGCAGCUGACAACGAUAAGCGAGAGAAGAUGCGGCUUAAGAACGAAAGAAAGCACCAGCGUCAGAAGGAGAAGCGAGCUCAGGAGUUGCACGAGCGGUGCUGUCAGUUUCUGAUGUCGAGGAAGCUUGAAGUGCUUGUUCAGCAGGUCAUAGCUAUGGGGAUUUCUCAUGAUAGGGCGACUUACGCUCUGAUGUUGAACGAAGGGAAGAUAGAAGAGGCUAUUAGUUGGCUGUUUGAUGAUGGUGGGGCAAAUGUAGCGGAUGAGAAACUAGUUCCGACCUCUGGGAACUUAAAGCUUGACAUAUCGCAAGAGCUGGGGAGAAUCUUGGAGUUGGAGAGGGAAUAUAAGUGCGCCAAGCAGGAUGUAGAAAAGGCUGUGGUUACAGCGGAAGGGGAUAUUGAGAAAGCAGAAGAGUCAUUAAGAAGACAGAAGCAAGAGCAACCUACUGCUUCUGUAAAAACAGAGGAUGUUAGUGAUAGUGCUUCAGUUAGCAAAGCCCCUUCUGUGCAUGCAAGUGAAAGCAGAGUAGCACAGUUGCAACCUAACUCAGGUAUGUAUACUUCAGGGGGAGAAGAAGAUAGAAGGAGUCUCGGUUACCUUAGAGGAUCCAGCUAUGUUAAUGGAGAAUCCGGAAACCAGAGAGUAGAUAGAAUUCACAUGGAAUUGCAGUGGAUGAAAAUGCAACAGAAUGCUGCCCUGGAAGAGAAGAAACGCAUGUUAAAUCUACAAACACAACAGCUGUCACGGCCAAGAGAAGAAACGCAUUAUGUGUCGGCUCAAGGUGGUGGUCAAUUCAAGAGACUUCAGCAGAGGGAACCAGUUAUGGCGAUGCAGCAACAGCAGCAGCAACAACGCUCUCAGUCAGCUAACACGAAUACAUUACCUGUCUCUACCAUGAAUUCAUCCUUUACCGUAUCAGCAGCAGCACGAGGAGGAGGCAGUGAUUGGUACCCUGCAAAUAGAUCUGAAGCGGCUCAGUCCAACGGGUACUUACCCACAAGAACUCUGCCUCCUAAUGAUCAAAAUUCAAACCUGAUGUACCAGCAACUUCAGUACCAACACUAUCAAGGCCAGGUGAGCAACGGUCACAGGAUGUCAGGGGGUACUGCACCGCAUACUGUGGCUCCAGCUGCUUCUCUUGGGCUCUUCUCGGGGUAUGGAUCAACAUCUUCAUCUGGGCUUGACUGGAACACGGAUGGGUCAGUGGGAUACUCGGAUUACAACAACAUUGAUUGGAGUUUAGACAGAGGCCUAGCUAGUCCGAGGCCAAACCUAGCGGCAUCAUCCUCAUAUGAAGCACACAUGAAUGGAAGGACGAGAACUAUGGGAGUUCAGGAAGCUGCAUUAGUGGGGAAUGGAAGAGAAUGGACAUCGCCGUUUGAGGGUAAAGAUCUGUUUAGUUUGUCUAGGCAAUACGUACCUCCUUCGCUUUGAAAGUGAAAGCUGCUUCUGUAAUAAAAAUGAUGAUGGAUGGGUACGAGUUUGUGGUUACUAGUUUUAUCAAAUGUUGCGUGCAUGUUUGCUCAA
Messenger RNA from Raphanus sativus (radish), 2024 nucleotides. RefSeq lists its product as uncharacterized. Gene Ontology annotation, molecular function: protein binding. The record is from RefSeq and is a predicted model, not a curated record. The transcript has 2 exons. NCBI's taxonomy places the organism in Eukaryota, Viridiplantae, Streptophyta, Magnoliopsida, Brassicales, Brassicaceae. Bases 183 to 1931 code for a protein of 582 amino acids.